Molecule: messenger RNA, 1992 nt
Organism: Crotalus tigris (Tiger rattlesnake)
Lineage: Eukaryota; Metazoa; Chordata; Lepidosauria; Squamata; Viperidae
Gene: ESRRA
Product: estrogen related receptor alpha
Exons: 7
Coding region: 220-1401 (393 amino acids)
Biological process (GO): regulation of DNA-templated transcription
Cellular component (GO): nucleus
Molecular function (GO): DNA-binding transcription factor activity; sequence-specific DNA binding; zinc ion binding
Source: RefSeq, a predicted model, not a curated record
AAGCCGAGUAGAGUAGGAAGUGGGCUGCGAUGUCCUUUUGUGUCCUCGAGCCGGGGCCCCGCGCGUAGCUCCGCCAGCUCAUGGCCCGCCCGGGGCCCGGCCCGCGGGGCCACUGAGCCAGCCGGCCGGAGGCGGCCCAGCGCCGGCGACCCCCGCCCGCCCCCGCCCCGCCGCCCCCGCGCAGAGCCCUUGCGCCGCCGCUCCAAGAGCUGUCCAGCCAUGUCCUCCCGGGAACGCCGGACGGAAUUCUUCAUUAAAACCGAGCCGGCUUCCCCCGAUAGCCUCGUGCAACACAGCCCCAGCGGGUCCUCCGACACCAGCACCAGCGGGGCCCCCGCUGAACUCGAGACCGCCAGCACCUUGCCCGCCGGGACGGGGGCCUCCCGCCGACGCCACGAUGAGGACCCCGACGAAGCUCCUGGCCGGGGAAAGUAUAUGCUGAACACCAUGCCCAAGCGUCUGUGCCUGGUGUGUGGGGACAUCGCCUCGGGGUACCACUAUGGGGUGGCCUCCUGCGAAGCCUGCAAAGCGUUCUUCAAACGGACGAUCCAAGGAAGCAUUGAAUACAGCUGCCCGGCCACCAACGAGUGUGAAAUCACCAAACGUCGCCGGAAAGCGUGCCAGGCGUGUCGUUUUACCAAGUGCCUCCGCGUGGGCAUGCUGAAGGAAGGGGUUCGCCUCGAUCGGGUACGUGGGGGUCGACAGAAAUAUAAGCGCCGGCCAGAGGUGGAGGGUGCCCCCUACCCCAGCACUUUUGUGACCCCACAGAUCGCCACAGCUACCGCCAAGAAGUCAGCCCCGAUGAACACGAUGGUGUCCCAUUUGUUGGUAGCCGAACCGGAAAAACUCUACGCCAUGCCGGACCCGGCGCUUCCCGAGGGUCCCGUGAAAGCCGCAAGCACUUUGUGUGAUCUGGCCGACCGAGAGAUUGUGGUCAUCAUUGGCUGGGCCAAAAAUAUACCAGAGCGUCUGGCUGGAGGUUUUGCUCCUCGGCGUCGCCUGGCGCUCCCUGCCUUGCGAGGACGAGAUUGUGUUUGCGGAAGAUUUCGCGCUGGACGAAGAGGCGGCCCGGACGGCAGGACUGCUGGAGCUGAGCAGCGUGGUCCUCCAGCUGGUGCGCAAAUACCGGGCGCUGCGCCUGGAGCGGGAGGAAUAUGUGCUGCUGAAGGCGUUGGCCCUUGCCAACUCAGACUCCGUUCACAUCGAGGACAUGGCGGCCGUCCAACGCCUCCGGGACGUCCUUCACGAGGCAUUGCUGGAGUACGAAGCCUCGCGGCGCCCGGAGGAGCCGCGCCGGGCCGGCCGCCUCUUGCUAACCCUCCCGCUGCUGCGCCAAACCGCCACCCGGGUGCUGCACCACUUCUACAGCUUGAAACUGGAGGGCAAAAUCCCCAUGCAUAAGCUGUUCCUGGAGAUGUUGGAAGCCAUGAUGGACUGAAGGCAGGACAGGCUGAGAAUUGGGGUCCAGGAUUCAGGAGGGUGGGGGAACCCGGGCAUCCAGGACGGGGUGGGGUGCCAAGCCCGCGAUCGGAGACCAGCCGCCGCAGAGGCCCGGAUGCGGAUUCUGCCACCCUCUGAAUCCCCGCCACGGCUAUCGUGCUAAACUAACAUGCAUUUCACCAUAUGCAAACCUUGCGGUCAGCGCCUCGCCUCCCCCCCCCCCAACCUUCGUGCACAGUGGAGAACGACACACCCACCGCAACGCAGAUCGCCACGGCAAUCCUCCCCAGAUUGGAUUUGACACCCGGGGCCGGUUGGUGGAGACAGGGACAAAUGUUUUAGAAGCCAUACUUUAAUUUAUUGAUUGGGACUUGGGGGGGGGGGCAGGGAAGGAGAUUAGAGCAAGGCUUGUGCUCCUCGGCAGCAGGAAGGGGGGUGGACUUCAGCUCCCAGAAUCCCCCAGUCAGCGUGCUUUCAGAGGGGUGGACUUCAGCUCCCAGAAUCCCCCAGCCAGCGUGCUUUAAGAAGGGUGGACUUCAAUUCCCAGAAUCC